UCGAUCAAUCGGCAUUAAAAAUAUCUAUCUUCAGCGAAGCACUACCUAUUGCUGAUUUUUUUUUUAAAUUUCGUGUGACACUUUUUAAAAUUAGCGUUAUCAUUUAGUGUACUUUUUAUACGAAAAAACGGUAUACGGUUUUACGAUACGAAAAGUGCUUGGUCACGAAAUUGAUUGCAUUGUCAAUGUGACGAUAGGAAGACCACCAAUCAACUGAUAACCUAAUUACUGAAGUAUAUGCCAUUAAAAAGUUAGCUAGCUAACCUAAAAUAAACUAUUUGAUAAUAGUGAUAAAUAAAAUUCUAAACAAAAUAGUGUUUGUUGAAGAAAAUGGAUGUGAGUUCUGUUGCUAACAAUGCUACGUUAUCGCAAAAAAUUUGGAAUUUCAAAGGAAAAGUGGACUAUGUCGACGGGUGGUUUCUUAUGAGUACUCCCUUCCAAUUACUCUUCAUCACGUCCUUCUACUUGCUUUUUGUGCUCAAAGUGGGACCUGGUUACAUGAAAAAUCGAAGUGCGUUCAAACUUACAAACGUUCUUAUUCUAUACAACGCAAUACAAGUGCUGUACUCCCUGUACUUAAGUAUUGUUGGUACCACUAUUAUUUAUGCUAAUGGAUUAUUGUGCCCGUCAUGCCUUAUGGAAACAAAAGAGAGUCGCUAUUUGAUCACGUCAAGCACCUACUUAUACUUUUUUGCCAAAUUCACGGAGCUAAUGGACACUAUGUUUUUCGUCCUUCGAAAAAAGGAUAACCAGGUCACGUUUCUCCAUGUCUACCACCAUACUCUAAUGCUUUGGAGUACCUGGCUCACGCUCAAAUAUGAACCAUCGUACAGUUUAGUAUUCUUGGGCACCAUAAACUCUUUUGUUCAUGUGAUCAUGUAUGCUUACUAUGGGUUAUCAGCGUUUCCCGAAAUGGAGAAGUAUCUGUGGUGGAAGAAGUAUAUCACAAGGAUGCAAUUGACCCAAUUCGUGAUGAUUCUGGUACAUGCACUAGCAAACCUGAAGUACUCCGGUUGCCCGCCUUCCAACACUCUUAUGCUUACUAUAGUCCUAAAUGUAUUCUUAUUCUUAUACCUAUUUGGAAAAUUCUACGUUACUUGUUACAUUAAAUCAAAAGGAAAAGAAGCGAAGUGCAAAAAUAAUAACAAUGUACAACAUCAUGAAAAAUAUGCGAAAUUAAACUAAAUUUUAGUGCCUCGUACCGAUAUAAUUUUACGAAUAUUUGCUGUUACCUAUUAAAAAAACUUCAAGUGUU
Molecule: messenger RNA, 1255 nt
Organism: Maniola jurtina (meadow brown)
Lineage: Eukaryota; Metazoa; Arthropoda; Insecta; Lepidoptera; Nymphalidae
Product: elongation of very long chain fatty acids protein 7-like
Exons: 6
Coding region: 331-1185 (284 amino acids)
Biological process (GO): sphingolipid biosynthetic process; fatty acid elongation, monounsaturated fatty acid; fatty acid elongation, polyunsaturated fatty acid
Cellular component (GO): endoplasmic reticulum membrane
Molecular function (GO): fatty acid elongase activity
Source: RefSeq, a predicted model, not a curated record